Messenger RNA from Phyllostomus hastatus (greater spear-nosed bat), 6156 nucleotides. RefSeq names its product nectin cell adhesion molecule 1 (gene NECTIN1). Gene Ontology annotation, biological process: protein localization to cell junction; heterophilic cell-cell adhesion; homophilic cell-cell adhesion. The record is from RefSeq and is a predicted model, not a curated record. Gene Ontology annotation, cellular component: adherens junction. The transcript is spliced from 7 exons. NCBI's taxonomy places the organism in Eukaryota, Metazoa, Chordata, Mammalia, Chiroptera, Phyllostomidae. Bases 843 to 2471 code for a protein of 542 amino acids.
UGCCUCUGCCUGAAGCCGGAUGGUGCUCGCAUUCUCGCGGAGGCCGGGCUGGGCGUGGGCCGGCAGCGGAGCAGGGAGGGAGUUAACGUUAACUCCUCCCCUCCCCCUGACAUCACUGGACGAGCGAGGGGGAGGCUGGCGCUGGGCGUGUGAGAGAAAGAGCGAGAGGAGGGAUCGUGGCUUCACUCUGUGCCCAGGCAGCUCCACAACGUUGCGGAUCGCCUCGGCCCGGCAGAACGGCGGUGGAGGCGAGGACACGUGGCGCACCCGCCUGGCUCUCCUCUCGGAGUCUCACAGCCCGAGCAGCCCCGGCUGCCGGCCACUGGGCCGCGAGCCUACUGCCUGGGCCCCGAGCCCACCAAGCCGCCCGCCCUGCCCGCUGCUUGGGCUCGUCCACUCCCCACCCCUCCCCCUCAGAGGACGGUGGGCCAUGGACGCCAGCAAGUUGGAGGCGAGCGCGAGGGUGUGAGUGCGCCGGAGCCGGGAGCCCCACGCUGCUGGGCACCCGGGCUUCUAGGGGGUGGGUCCCUCUCUCCAGACCGCUCUGUGUGGAAGAAGAGGGUGGGGAACGGCGCGGGGAGGAGAACAGAGGAGGAAAGGGGGCAUGAUUUGUGCAACCAGCGACGGGCAUCUGCCGAGCCUCUGAGCCACCGGUAACCUAGGGCCUGGAUUGCUGCCGUGCUGAGCCCACCCCACCCACCCAGCCGCGGCCAACCGCUGCGGCUUACCUGGAUCCUCGAGCGCGCGCCGGCCGCCAAGGGUCUGUCUUCAUCUUCCACCUGGUUUCUGGAGCUCGAGGAGCGCUUUCCUCGAGACCCUUCUCGCUGGAUCUCCGGCCCCCAAUGGCUCGGAUGGGGCUAGCGGGUUCCGCUGGACGCUGGUGGGGACUCGCUCUCGGCUUGACUACAUUCUUCCUCCCUGGUGCCCACACCCAAGUGGUCCAGGUGAACGAUUCCAUGUAUGGUUUCAUCGGCACAGAUGUGGUGCUGCACUGUAGCUUUGCCAACCCACUGCCUGGUGUAAAGAUUACCCAAGUCACAUGGCAGAAGGCCACCAAUGGCUCCAAGCAGAACGUGGCCAUCUACAACCCAGCCAUGGGUGUCUCUGUGCUGCUUCCCUACCGUGAUCGUGUGGAGUUCCUGCGGCCCUCCUUCACUGAUGGCACCAUCCGCCUAUCCCGCCUGGAGCUGGAGGAUGAGGGUGUCUACAUCUGCGAGUUUGCCACCUUCCCUGCUGGCAAUCGAGAGAGCCAGCUUAAUCUCACUGUGAUGGCCAAACCCACCAACUGGAUAGAGGGUACCCAGGCAGUACUUCGAGCCAAGAAGGGGUAUGAUGAUAAGGUCCUGGUGGCUACCUGCACCUCAGCCAAUGGGAAGCCACCCAGUGUGUUGUCCUGGGAAACACGGUUGAAGGGUGAGGCAGAGUACCAGGAGAUCCGGAAUCCCAAUGGCACAGUGACUGUCAUCAGCCGCUACCGCCUGGUGCCCAACCGGGAAGCCCACCAGCAGUCCCUGGCCUGCAUAGUCAACUACCACAUGGACCGAUUCCGGGAAAGCAUCACCAUCAACGUGCAGUACGAGCCCAAGGUGACCAUCGAAGGAUUUGAUGGGAACUGGUACCUGCAACGGAUGGAUGUGAAACUCACCUGCAAAGCUGAUGCUAACCCCCCAGCCACAGAGUACCACUGGACCACGCUGAAUGGCUCUCUCCCCAAGGGUGUGGAGGCCCAGAACAGAACCCUUUUCUUCAGAGGACCUAUCAAUUAUAGCCUGACGGGGACCUAUAUCUGCAAGGCCACCAACCCCAUUGGUACCCGCUCGGGCCAGGUGGAGGUCAAUAUCACAGAUGAAGAGGUUCAGCCACCUGACCUUUCAGGGCAAAGGGAGAACAGGCUAGGAUGUUCUGGAGGAGACUUCACACAGAAAUUCCCCUACACCCCAUCUCCUCCUGAACAUGGGCGGCGGGCCGGCCCAGUACCCACGGCCAUCAUUGGGGGUGUGGCAGGGAGUAUCCUGCUGGUGCUUAUCGUGGUUGGCGGGAUUGUGAUGGCCCUGCGCCGGCGCCGUCACACCUUCAAGGGUGACUACAGCACAAAGAAGCAUGUGUAUGGCAAUGGCUACAGCAAGGCGGGCAUCCCCCAGCAUCACCCACCCAUGGCCCAGAACCUGCAGUACCCUGAUGACUCAGAUGACGAGAAGAAGGCCGGCCCACUAGGAGGGAGCAGCUAUGAGGAGGAAGAGGAGGAAGAGGGUGGUGGAGGGGGUGAACGCAAGGUGGGAGGCACUCAUCCCAAAUACGACGAGGAUGCCAAGCGGCCCUACUUCACAGUGGAUGAGUCCGAAGCCCAUCAGGACAGCUAUGGGGACCGGACUCUGGGCUACCAGUAUGACCCUGAGCAGCUGGACUUGGCCGAGAACAUGGUUUCUCAGAAUGAUGGGUCUUUUAUUUCCAAGAAGGAAUGGUAUGUGUAGUCUCCUCUCUAGAGCCUCUGUCUUCACCCCUUCUCCCCAGCCCCUACCCAUACACCCCCUGCCUUUCUUCCACUUACCCCUCACUGCCAAAUCCUCCACAAACUGAUAAGAGACUCACCCAACUACCCAAAGCCAGCUCCUUACUCCCAGGGAGCCAGGGAGUUCAGGGCAAAUACCACCUGCUUUGUUUUGAUUCCCUCCCUGUCCCCUGUUCUCCUCAUGGUGUCAUGCUCGCUAUGGCUUUGAUAUUCCUGUACCUUUCCUCCCUAACUGCAGCCUCCUGCCCUUUGUACAAGAUGCCAAUUCUUACCUUGUGUACCUAGGCAUCUGUCUCUCCAGGGUUUGUGGAGCCAGCCCUCCCCUGUCCCAACACUGGAAUUUCUCUGUGUUCUCUCCACUGGGGGCAGGAGGCUGCAGGGCCUCCCAGAGGAAAAGCCUUACCCCCAGAUACUGCUCCUUUGUUCCCAAGAAGAGGGAACUCAACACCCCCAACAUGAGCUGACACAGCUGGGAAUUUGAACCCCAGUCUAGACAGAAGUUUCACCCAAGAGGUAGGGUGUGAGGUGUGACUUCUGAAGCACCCAGGGUUGUCUGGGUAAAUCAGGUUGAAUAGAGUUGAGGUCCCCCUGGGGCCUUAGGCAGUGUGUUUUCCUCAUGAGGUUGUUUUUUUUUUCCUUGUUAUCCUAGAGAGUAAUGUCCUAAGUGACCCUCUUCUUUACCCAUUGGCUCCCCACAGAAUGGGACUCCAAGGUGUACUCUGACCCACACUUCCCACAGCUCUACUGACAGACACAUACCCACAUACACACACACCACUCAUGUCUGCUUCUGUGCACCCCCAAAAAUACAUACUUUACCCAGGCUGGAUACUGACCAAGGCUUGCCCCUUUCUGUUCCAUUUCUUUCCCAUUCCCCCCUGACAGUGGAGAGGCCUUCAGAAGCCUUUAGGAUAGCUGAGACUAGGUCCCCAAUGCCUCCACCUAGUAUCUCAGGCUGGCCCUAAACUGCUUCUCUGGCAUGGUAGUUUCUCAGAUUUUUCUUAUCUAUUCAGUGCUAGCAACUCUUGAUUCUCUUGGGGAGUCAGGGCUGGCAUGCCAGAAGGGAAAUGCCUCUUGGAGUUAGAGGUGAACAAGUACCCAGGUGGAGGGUAUAGGGAGGAAGCCCUGUGAUAGAAGCUCUGCAAAUACAGUCACAGACUCUGAAGGGUGUAGGUAGCACCUCACCCACGAAGGCCAGAAAGUGCAAGAGGAAUAGGGGAACCAGGGAUGCUGAGUCAGAAGCUCCUACUUGCUCCUGCUCACCACUCUCUACUUCCUGUUAGCUAUUCCUGGCCUUUGUUCUGGGUGAGGGACACCUUGGAGAAGUUUUCCCUUUGAGUUGUAGAUUUCCCCCUUGAAUGGACUUCUGAGUUCCUGUCAGUCACCCAAGACUCAGUCUUCUCAUCUCUAAAAUGGAGGGAGUGUCCUCCCAGCCCUCUCAGUUCCCUUAGCUCAAAGUGCCUCAGUUCCUCCAUCUAUAUUCAUUGCCCCCUAUACCUCACUCCUGGCACUCUAGAUAAGAAAGAUCUUGUGAUGGGAGAGGCAGGUUCAUGCCUGCCCAUUAGGAUUCUGGUUAAAUCAGCCCAGGGUGUCAGGAGCUCUAUGGGAUGGCAGCUGUUGGGGGUAGGGGACAGACCACUCUGUUUACCAUGGACACUAGCCAUCUCUGCCAUAGGCUUCCUAGGAAAGCUCCCAGCUCCAUCCUCUACCCCAUUUCUUCCUGGUGCUGCUGUUAGACCCCUAACCAGCUCUAUCUCUGUCCUGGCAACCCUGGGCCCACCAUGUGGGCCGCCCUCACCCGGCCCCCAUUGCCCUAGCCCCAGUCUAGGCCACCCAGUAGCCAUGUAGCAGAAUUCUGAAGCCAUGCCAGCCCUGGGGCCAUUCUCCCCUCUUGGCAUUGAGAGUACUGGAUAGAGUGCGGUUGGGGGAGAAAAUUCUGGGGUCUUACUAGCCACAGGGCAGAGGAGGGGUGGAGGACAUGGGCUGUUUCUCCCAGCAGUGUUAUUGUCCCCCCAAGGCAAAGGACCUUUUCCAUGUCAUAUCACUGCCCAUCUCACCUCAUGCCACUCUGACUCCUGUGCCUGGUUUCCUUGCCCCUAGGCAGGAGGAAAUCCCAGGGACCUGCCUGGUAAAGUCAUUCUCUGUCCCCUUGAAACCAUAAGACCAAAAGGAUUCCUCCUGUGUUGACCUGAACCUGCACUGCCAACCCCUAUUUCUUACUUUAUGAUGGACUUAGAAGGCCCCCAGGCCCAGCCAAAGGGGGACCCAGCACUGAGUCCCCCUUAAGACACCUCCACACCUUCCACCCAAACAAAGCACAAAUUGUUAUGCCUAUGCCACAUGCACUGGCUGCAUGGGAGCUCCUGCCUAGCCCAGAAUCCAAUUGCAGCAUUACCAACAGGGAAACUGCUCCCCAAGGCCAAGAGUGGGCUUGAGGCAGGGGUCAGCACUUGGGCUGGAGAGAUGAGUUUUCUGUGCCCCAAGUUUGUGAGCAUGUAAGCAUUGCUGCUGGGCCUACAGACACAGCCUCUAGCAAAGGGAAGAUGUGGCCGAUCAGAAAGAAGAGGAUGUUCUCCUCUGUGAUACCAGCAUGAGCUAAGCUUCUUCCCUUGCUGGAAAUGAAAUAAACUUGGUAUUCAUUGUGCCAAGAGCUUUCCAGUUGUCAUCCUGCCUCUUCUUGCCCUCCCUGCCCUUGCCCAGCCCCUGCUCCAUCUGUAUAUUUCCUUAAGAUUUUGAUUAUCUAAUGUGUAAUAGAAUCUCUGAGCCCCUUCUAUCAGAAAAAUCUGAAAGGUAGCAGCAUGGGAAUGCACGUGCAGCCACCUGAGGCCCAGCCCAAAAGCACAUGGGGAAUACAGACCCCAGCACAGGCAGAGGCAUACACUCACACUCUCAGGCAUGGCAGGGGAAUGGGCUGGUGCUACUGAAAUCCUUGAGAACAAGACAAUGAUUUCCCAGUGUUUAGGCCAUAAGGCAGACUUACAGGAGUUGUGUCUCUUGGACAUGUGCCCCUCUGCCAACCCCCUCCUGUGUGCCCAAAUCACUGGCGCAAUAAUUCUGCCAUCCUCCAAACAGAGGAACCAGGGAUUGUGUUAGGUGGGUGGGGCAACUCACCUUGGAGAAGGAGAUUGCCCUCAGGUCUCCUAGGGGCCAGACAGAGAGUCCUCUGCAGUCUGACUGCCACCAAUAACCCUCUCCUGGUGAGCAGCAGGUAGGUCUCUCCCAGGCCCCACACAUCCACAGGGUAACAUGCUCUGCCCAUGGGUGUCUGGGAAGGAGGCCUGUACCGCCACCACCCAAGUGUAAGGCCAGAGGAACUCUGCCCACUGGUGCUGCUGCUCUUCCCACUACUGCUAUGAGGAAUGGGAUACUUGGCUGGAAAAAAAAUGGUUUUCUUUUUUGUAUAAAUGAAAACAAAAUCCAGGAAAAGCUGCCACAUUCUCCCUCUGAGUGUUAGGCACACACUUUGCUUCAGUUUCUUUGUCCCCAUUUUCAUCUUUGGUACUAGGGAUGGCCCAGGAGAUUCUCCUGGUUCUGACCUGGGGGUGUUUGCAUCACCCUCUUUUACUUGUAUUUAAAAAAAUAAUAAUGGGUUGAAAAAUGUACUGAGGAAAAAAUGUACUCUUUUUUAUAAUAAAUGUUUAAAACAA